UCUGGUUCAAAUUUGGAAAAGUUAUUGAAAUUAGGAGCUUCAGUAUUUCAUGGAGUCGAUGCAACAAAUAUGAAACUUCACUCAGACUUACAGAUGCUCAAGUUCGAUCGAAUUAUCUUCAACUUUCCUCAUGCAGGUUUUCAUGGAAAAGAGGAUAAUGCCGUCCUAAUUGAGAUGCACCAGCAACUUGUGCUAGGGUUCUUCAGGAAUGCAAGUGAAAUGCUACGAGCCUUUGGGGAAGUACACGUAACCCAUAAGACAUCAGCUCCAUAUAGCCGUUGGAACAUUGUGCAACUUGGUUUGGAAUGCAGUUUAUUUUUAGUUGAGUGUGUUGAUUUCAAGAAAGAAGAGUAUCCAGGUUAUCAUAACAAGAGAGGAGAUGGUACUAAAUGUGAUCGGUCUUUCCGUUUGGGACCCUGCAGCAUCUUCAAAUUUUUUUAG
Molecule: messenger RNA, 441 nt
Organism: Mercurialis annua (annual mercury)
Lineage: Eukaryota; Viridiplantae; Streptophyta; Magnoliopsida; Malpighiales; Euphorbiaceae
Product: heavy metal-associated isoprenylated plant protein 41-like
Exons: 2
Biological process (GO): rRNA base methylation
Cellular component (GO): cytoplasm
Molecular function (GO): rRNA (uridine-N3-)-methyltransferase activity
Source: RefSeq, a predicted model, not a curated record